Macrobrachium nipponense is the source of this 4320-nucleotide messenger RNA. RefSeq names its product alpha-(1,3)-fucosyltransferase 7-like. The transcript has 4 exons. NCBI's taxonomy places the organism in Eukaryota, Metazoa, Arthropoda, Malacostraca, Decapoda, Palaemonidae. The record is from RefSeq and is a predicted model, not a curated record. Bases 398 to 1963 code for a protein of 521 amino acids. Gene Ontology annotation, molecular function: fucosyltransferase activity. Gene Ontology annotation, cellular component: membrane.
CACUUUCAGUCAUCACCUGUCUUCGUCCGAGGCAGGUAAUUGUAGUGUUGUUAAGACCUGCUUAUGAAAAACAACCAAAGUGGUGUUGUGAAUUACAUCUGAAUAGACAGCAGCUUCAGUUGCUACACCAGUUGACAUUAAGAUUAAAGAUAAGAUUAAAGUUCUCUGUAGAGAUGUUAAUUCAGCCGUAACGACAAAAGAGACUAUUAUCAUAUAUUGUAAUAUCAGCAACUACAAAAUCUAGCAAACUGAAUAAUCAUUCACAAAAUAUGUGGAAAUUCUUAGUUUCAAACAUGCCAUCGCACGAGUGAGCCAGCUAAUGCCCCACUAACCAUUUUCCUUUGCAGGGGUCAAAGGUCAAAACUGGUUGGGUCAUCAUUGAAGACGUCACUUCAAGAUGGUAUUUGGGAGGUUCCUGGGAAGAAACGCAGCUCAACUUCUGCGUGCAAUUCAGCUGAGGAAGUGGUGGUCUCAUAUCAAUACCAUACUCAUCACUUGUAUCCUUAUCAGCAUUAUUUCUAGAUACAGCUAUCAUUCACUAAGAAGUUAUGAGAAGAGAGGAUUUGCUAUUGCUUCUGAAAUCAAUGCAUCCAGGCUUUUUGAAGUUGGGAAACAAGGUCUUCAGCCACAUGUUACUGAGGAGCUGAUUAUGUCUGUUAAAACUGGCAUCACAACAUCUAGGUUACUGAAACUGGAGCUUCAACCAAAUGUACAAGAAGAAGGAGAUUCUCUCAAGAUGCAGUUUUCUGGUCAAGAAACUGUAGCUAAAGUUACAGAAAAGAUUUUCCAUAGGUUAAAUGGAAGUCAGCAACUUCAUAAAAAGCCCUCGUCCCAUAUUGACAACUGGCGUAACUUUACACAGUCAGAAAUUGACAGUCUGUCCAUAGUGGGUCACAGACUUUUCUUACAAGAGGACAUUGGCACACCUCAGGACAGAAACUUUACUAUCCUAGUAUGGCAGCAUGGUCCGACUAUCGCGAGUCGUUUUUUAAGGCAGUAUGGAAAAGUGUACUUGGAUCCAUUCCGUUUCUGUUCCGUCAGAAACUGCAACAUCACUUACAAUUCCUCAUCUCUUGACACAGCUGAUGCUGUCCUGUUCCACUUCCACAGAACCAGGGGUCCGUCAGCUUUCCCAAACCGGACGAACUUGGGGCAGAGGUGGGUCUGGUUAGCCGAUGAAUGUCCAUACCAUACUUUUCUUUCAGCCAGAGACAAAAACCUUUCCCACUACAAUGGUUACUUCAACUGGUCCAUGACUUACAGAAAGGAUAGCGAUGUUCCUGUACCAUACGGAAGGACUGUCAAAAUGAUGGACGCUGAAGCAUCUCUGUAUGAAAGAGUAGAUUAUUUCAACACAAAGCCAAACUUUACUGCUGCAAUGGGAUCCAACUGUGGUGGAGGAAAUAAACGUUGGUAUUAUGUGAGAGAAUUACAGAAGCAUAUGAACAUCGAUUUUUAUGGAGGUUGUGGGACAUUGAAAUGCCCCGGGCAUUUUACUCGUGACUGUGAGGUUCUGAAGAGCUACAAGUUUCACCUGGCCUUCGAAAAUAGCAAUUGCCGGGAAUACAUUACUGAAAAACUGUGGUGGAACGCCAUGGGGAAAGGAGCAGUGCCGGUCGUCAUGGGAGGGAAAGUUGAAGAAUACCGGAAGCUGCUUCCUCCGAAUUCUUUCAUCCACAUCGAUGAAUUUCAGUCUCCCAAGCAUCUUGCAAAUUAUCUCUUGUCCCUGGCGCAGGAUGCGGCAAAAUACAUGGAGUACCACGCAUGGCGCACAAAGUUCCAUGUAUUGAACGAGCAUGGAUACUUCGGUGCACCCGUAUUCCAUUACUGCCGCCUGUGCGAAGCCCUGAAUUACAACGACCCAGCACCCAAAGAAUACAAUCAUAUGGAAGUCUUUUGGAACAGAGAAACCGACUGUUAUCCACCAACGUGGGUUGACAGGAUGAACGCCGGCAGCACAUAAGCCUAGUCUAGAUCUUGAAGCACUCGUUGUUUUUUAUUUUGCAUUCAGGUCAGUUUGGGGGCAUUGCCUUCGUAUCGGCACCUCUGAGCUCCUUAAUUCUAUUGUUUCUGUUGAUGUAAUUUUUUUUAUCUUUCACUAUUAGCUCAAUGUAUGCUGUAGGAAGCUUGACUUUAAUCAAAAAUCUUUCUAAAAAGUGUGCUGUAUCAUAUACUGUUUCGGGCUCAUGUUGUUUGCUGCCUUGAUGUGAUGUUUGUGUUUCCCCUUUCGUUUUUUUUACAGUUUUUCAUGAUGGGAUAAUGUUUGCUGUAUUGCAUGAAACCCCAAUUUGUUAGCAUUGUUACUUGAGAACUGUCUAGCAUAUGAUACAGGUUGAAGCAUUCCAUGGCAGACUACACUGUAUGUUGUCUGUAAACGUUCCUCUUAAUGUGUCAGCAGUUCCUUGUAAUGUGUUACUUAUAAAGUUGCAUCUCAUUUUGCGUUGUGAUUCAGCAUUCCUGUGAUUUGCAGUUUUGUGAUGCUCUUAUUAGUUUAUCUGAAUGUAAUUUUGCACAUUGUAAUUCAUUGCAUUUUGUUUCUCUUUUGUAGUUUUUCACCGUGCAGUGCCAGACUUUGGACAAUAAAGAAUAUCACCCUGAAAUAGACUUAACUUUUUUGCCUAGUCGGUUUAUCUAGCUGGACAGCCAGUAUGGUGAAAAAGGUUCAACAACCCUACAGUUUCGAAGUUUACAUAACUUUUUGUCAGUUUCUAGAUCCGGAGCACUGUUUCUAGCUGUACUGGAGGCAACACUGCUCACAUGUAGGCUAACCAGAUACGCCUAGAACAACAAAGUUUUUCCCAACAUUGGAGAACAUUCAGGCUAAUUUCUUCUUAACAUGGUAUGCUAACGUGUACGUUUCAAGAUGGAAAAGUUAGACAACGCAGCAACUGCAGAGGUAGGCCUGGACUUGAGCACCCACUCUGAGCAGAGGAUUCGUACUUCCACGGAGAAUGGCAAUGAGGUGUACUAUGCAAAAAGGAAAAAACAUAGUUGACUCUUGGUUACAGAAGGCAAACAAGACGCAUGAGAAUGUCAGUGUCCUCUAUUCUGUAGAGGACACUGAUUAUACAAACUUUUUAAGAAUACGGUCAACCGGCCAAAACAUAUACUGAAUUCUUAGAGGACACCAAGACAGCCGAAAGUUCGAGGACCUGAAUAGCUUCAACGACCUCUUUAACCUUCACUGGAGAAGAAAGGACUGCUAUAAUAAAAUUAAGAGAGACUAGUCAGUCACCGUCAGAAGCCAAGUCUGUGAAAUCAAGAUCAGGAGUUAGCCAAUGCACUUCCCAAGGAGAAAGUUCCAGAUACACAGAUGCACCAAGCAUUGCGAGACGUAAGCGAGCAAAAGCAGAAGCUGCUAAAGCAAAACUGGCCUUUGCGGAGAAAGAGACUGCCAUCUUAAAAGAAGCUCAGAGAAAACAGGAAGCAGCCCGAAAAAAGGCAAAACUGGAACAAGAGGAAGCUCUCGGGAAAGCAGAGUUUGAAGCCGACCUCAUGUUACUAACUACAAGUUAGGAAGCUGCCAUCGCCGAAGCCGAAGCACAUGUUCUUGAAGAAGAUGAUGGUAUAGUCGGGAGUGCAAUUUUGAUGACCUCUUGCAAAAGGAAACCAAGGAUUCCUUUCAGCAGAUGGAAGUUUUCGUGAACCAGCAACAGCUAACAGCAUCUAGCACCGUUCAGAAGAGACAAACCACAUUCUGCAAUCUCGAGGAUCCAUUUGUUCAUAUACUCACUCGAAGGCCAACCAUCAUGAAAUAAGAGUGCAUCAGUGACUGUUACAAACCUUUAUGAACCUGCCUUCGAAAAAAUUGCCUUUCCAUCCUUGUUUGAAAGUUAACAGCUGUUCCAGCUUGCUUUCACAAGCAUGAUCCUAAUGUAAAGACCUUCAGGUUUGUAUUUGUGUCGGAACAAAUGGGAAAAUGAGGCCUUUGUUCCCUAAAGGACUUAAUCUCUGUAUUGGCAAGGUGUCAUCUGCAGAAUCUGUCACUAUUAUUAUAUUCAUUGCUGAUAUUUUACUUUUUCAUUAUUACCGUGAAUACUAUCGUUAAAGUUUUUCUUCACUCAAUUUUUGUAUUUAGUCCUCGGGACCUGACUUCUGUAACCACGUAGGUCUCUAGCUGAAAUUUAAGUUAUAUAAUCUGUGCACUAACUCUCAAUGCAUUUUUUUUCUCCAAUAUAAUUACUGUUAUUACGUACCAGUAUUAUAACUAUCUUUUAUACUACCUCAGCUAAUGUGUGGAUAGUACCAUUUAUUCAUUUUUUUAUCAAGUUGUCUCAUGUAUCUAGAUUGUGUAUGUUACUGUCUGCAUUUUGUAUAUUC